GCGAAGGGAAGCCCCCCAAAACCAUCUUCCUCCGCCGCCGGCCGCCGGCCGCCGCCACUGCCGCCUGAACGCCAUGGCGGUCUCCCACCUGCGGGCGGCCCUCUCCCGCAUCCUCCGCUCGCCAUCCCGCCUCCUCGCCUCCUCGCACACCCCUCCCCUCUUCCUCCACUCUUCCGCUGCCGCCGCGUCCUCUUCCGGCUCCUUCGCGGCGGAGGACUACCUCGUCUCCCGCUGCGGCCUCACCCAGGCGCAGGCACUCAAGGCCGCCGCGAAGAUCUCCCACCUCCCGUCCAGCGCCAAGCCCGAUGCCGUGCUCGCCUACCUCGAGAGCACCCUCCGCAUCCCCGCCGCCGACGUCGCCAGGGUCGUCCUCAUGGACGCUUCCUUCCUCUGCGCCGACGUGGAGCAGACCCUGUCCCGGCGCAUUGCCGACCUGCACGACCUCGGCCUGUCGCGGGACCAGAUCGCGCGCCUCCUUCCCCUCGUCCCCAACUCCUUCCGCAACAGGUUCCUCCGGAGCAAUCUCGAGUUCUGGCUCGCCGAGAUCGGGUCCUUCGACAAGCUCUUGUGGGUCCUCAGGUCGUGCAACAGCCUUCUCGGCAUGGAUCUGGAGAAGGUUGCCAGGCCCAACGUGGCCUUCCUCCGGCAAUGCGGCCAGGACAUUUCUGAGAUUGCUGGCUCCAAUCUCUACAUAAGUCGGAUCUUCACCAUGAAACCGGAACUUCUCAAGGAGACUGUCCAGCGAGCGGAGGAGUUGGGCGUCGAGCGUAGCUCCAGAAUGUUAAGCCGCGCGCUUGCUGUGGUUGCUUUUGUGGACAAGGAGGUUAUUGACAGGAGAAUACAGCUGUUACACAACCUUGGGUUCUCAAAGGAUGAUGUGCUGGCGGUUGUGAGGAAGCAGCCUCUCGUUCUGGGCUUGUCCGAGCAAAAGAUUCAGGGAAAUGUGGAUUUCUUGACGAAGGAUGUCGGUCUGGAAUUAUCCUAUAUUGUGCGAAGACCAGUGCUGCUCAUGUAUAGUGUUGAACGGCGGUUGUUGCCCCGGCAUUGCUUGCUCAAAGUUCUCAGGGAGAAGGGUCUGGUGAAGGGUAAGCCAGACUGCUUGGGCACUGCCUCAAUAGGUGAGAAGAUUUUUGUGGAGAAAUAUGUGCGUCCUUUCAAGAACCAUGUCCCAGGCCUCACCGAUGACUAUGCCUCCAAAUGUUGGAGGAAGGCAAUGGAUGGAAUUCGCAGCCAAAAGACUGACUGAAUAUUGCUGAAGGUUGUAGUGGAAAGGACAAGUCUUGACAGAAUCUAGAGCAGCAGUAUAGUGGUCAAUAUCCAUGGUGCUUGGAUGACAACCUGCCAUAACAUGCAAGUUGUUUCUAAUUGUCUGAGGGCAGGGUAUAGUUUACUCACUGCCCAAGUUGCCUGUUACCUUAUGUUUCCCUCUGAACGUGCAUCAUGAGAAAACAGUAGUGUCUUUCCAUGGUAAUCAAACAAAGGAAACAUGUAACACAUCUUUUAGGUUUUGGAAGCAUUGAGCUUGGGUCAUUGAUGCAGUGGUUAGAACAAAGAGGGAAUGGAUCAUACAAGAGGCACACGAACAAGACAGAAAUCUAGGUGGAAUUGCAACUCACAAAUUCCUUCUAGUAUUCACCAACAAUAGUGGAUAGCUUCUUCAUCCCCCUUGUCAAAACCCAGUUCUUUUACAUAUAUAGACCACACAGGGCCAAUAAUACUAGGACCUGAAGAGGCUAGACAUGAACACACUAACACAUGACUUUUAAGCUUCUUAUUUAACCACAUAAAUACUUGGACCAUUAGGCUUCCUUUGUGCCUAUACUUGCACGUCAAAACUUCUCCAUGAAUGCUGAGUUAUUUGUCUGCAUCAGUCAUCUUGUUCUGCAUUUAGGUUAGAGCACUUGCAGCUCCUUGUUCAGUUCCAUGGUACUUGGACUUAUAGCAUUGGAGUGAGAUAACUGAAGUGGUCUUAAUCUAGCAAGAAUGAUUUACACAGUAAGUGAUGGAUGAUUAGCCUUGCUCUUGCUUUUCUCUUGUAUGGAGCAAGUAGAGGUCAUCUGUUCUUUUGGCCUUGCACUGUAGUCAGCAGCAGUCAGUAGCUGUGGUCAGCAACCGUAUACGGUAGUGGAGUAGUGGGAGUAUGUCUUUGUACUCUACAUUUGACUUAUGAUAUAUGCAAGAUAGGAGAGCAGCUGCAGCUCUAGUUCAGUACUCUACAUUUGACUUAUAUGCAAGAUAGGAGAGCAACUGCAGCUCUAGUUCAGUUCAGCUGCACCAAGCAACUUGUGCUCUCUGUUCUCACCUAUUCCCUUCUACCUCUAGCCAAUGAGAACUCUUUUUUUUUUUUGAAAACACGCCAAUGGGAACUCACCUAGAGGCUGGGCCAACAUACGCCAUAUCACACAGAGAGCUGAUGCAUGAUUCACCCUUUGCACUGAAAUAUCUUUUGUAUUUGCUUUUUUGAAGAAAUAUGAAUGGUUAAAAGAUGAUCUUGAAGGGUUGCCAAUGCAAUGUGUCAUGUGAAAACACAUAAAAAUGUGAACAGAAGCCAAAUAGAAUUUCCUGAUGCUUGUUCCAUGAAACCAAAUUUUCUGGUUACUUAUCUGCUUGGUUUUUCCACUUUUGUUUUUAAUAAUACCAAAGGAUACAUUUAUAUGCAUGAAAUUUCUCUUGGUUAUACUCAAACAAGUAGAAGACGGGCCUGGCACCAUGUUGCAACAACUGAAGCUGGGAUACAAGAUUGGAGACAGAAUUUGGCAGCUCACCACCUAGCAUGUUGUACUGGAGGCUGAUGACACAAAGGUGGGUGUGGUUUGUGAAGAAAGUGAUGAAAUUCCCUGUCCUGAGCACUUCUUGCGUCGAGCAUGUUGCCUUCAAAGGUGUCUGGGCAAAGUUUUCCAAGGGGAUAUGGUGCCAGACUGCCAGUGAGGCUAUUGACGCCUAGCCAUAGGGAGUAGAGCAUGAUUGUGUUGGCUAGUUAAGAUGGAAUUCCUCUGACAAAUUUGUUAAAGCUGAGGGGGAGAUAUUUGAGCAUCUUGUUCUGGGCUAAUGCAAGCUCCAUAAGGGACUGUUGUGGCCAUCCUCAGGGGUGGUGCCUGAGGUGUUGUUUCCUCCUGCUAUGAACGACCUGAGUCCAACGAUUCUACACAAGUUCUCUGGGAUGGUGCCCUCGAGAUGUUUGCUGCUGAGGUUGAUUCCCUGGGGAAGAAGAGAUUAGCGAUUGACAUUGUGAUUCCUCUCGGGAGCUGGUUCCUGCCAAGCCUGAUGCUCCCUAGUUUUCUGCAGUUCCUCAGGCCACCUGUGAUCUCACCCUGGAGUGGAUUGUUUGAGAAGUGAAGAUAUCAUAACCGGUGUAUGUGGCUGACAGUUGUAGGGAUUAUUUGACCUUGCAGCAUGUUUUUUGGCUACGGUUGAGGCUUGUCUAUUUGCUGAGCGCCUAGCCCUGUGCCUGUGCCUGCAUACUAACCCUCGGCAAUGGCACAGGUUAGCAAUUCCGUUUCAGGAAUGGCAGCAUGCCUCGAUUGCUGUCCUAGGAUUGCCUUCAGUUCCAGCAAGGCAUCCUGGUCAAUCUAACUGCUGAAUGGCGCUGCCGAUGCCUGAUUGAACAAAGUUGAGAUGGUAGGAGCCCACGAAGCAGCACAAGAGGAAAACUCAGAUGAGAAACGACAUGGAUACUGUAGUGUCCUCAAUUUGCUGCCAUGGAGAAAGACCAAUUGUGUAUGUAUACAUGGUGUAUCGUAAGUCAAAUUUCAAGUGGUAGAACAGGUACUCCCUUCAUUUCAAAUUAUAGGUCGUUUGACCUUUUUGACU
Messenger RNA from Panicum virgatum (switchgrass), 3810 nucleotides. Its product is annotated as transcription termination factor MTERF8, chloroplastic-like. Gene Ontology annotation, cellular component: chloroplast. NCBI's taxonomy places the organism in Eukaryota, Viridiplantae, Streptophyta, Magnoliopsida, Poales, Poaceae. The record is from RefSeq and is a predicted model, not a curated record. The transcript is spliced from 2 exons. Bases 74 to 1246 code for a protein of 390 amino acids. Gene Ontology annotation, molecular function: double-stranded DNA binding. Gene Ontology annotation, biological process: regulation of DNA-templated transcription; chloroplast organization.